Colletotrichum orchidophilum is the source of this 1590-nucleotide messenger RNA. RefSeq names its product Mob1/phocein family protein. The transcript has 2 exons. Lineage: Eukaryota; Fungi; Ascomycota; Sordariomycetes; Glomerellales; Glomerellaceae. Gene Ontology annotation, cellular component: cytoplasm. The record is from RefSeq and is a predicted model, not a curated record. The coding region runs from base 1 to 1590 and encodes 529 amino acids.
AUGGCUAUGGCGCCGAGCUCGCCCCGGCUGCCCAGUCCGCCGCCGCCAGCUGAGAUCCAAUUAGGUCCCAGGUCUCCUUCGAUGGGCGCGCAAUCGAAUCGCGAGGCCUCGCCGAUGGAGCAGUCUCUCAUCGAAGCCAACUCGAGGCGUCGCAUACACUCGGGCACCAAGGCUGCCGACAUGGCUGCUGGACCGCCGCUAAUCCCCCUGAACGAGCUCGACUCGGCCUUCCAGCUCCAGGAGCAUCUCGCCGCCCUCCACUACCACCAUACCAAGAGCAACAGCAUCCCGAUAACCCGCACGACCGCAAUCCAGCUCGCGACGCCUCCGCCGGGCAUCGACCGCACCCUCUGGCUCUACGAACUGUGCCGGUUCCUGAUCUCGCAGUGCAACACCCUCAUCGUCGGCUUCCUCUUUGAUUCCCCCCCUUGCAGCGCCGCGACGUGUCCCGAGAUGCGUGCCUCUGAGUGGCAGUUUCUCUGCGCCGUCCACGAACAGCCCAAGAGCUGCUGCGCUAUCGACUACUGCUGCCACACCCUCGACUGGGCCGCCAACAUCGUCACGGACCCAAAAAUCUUCCCCUCGCGCUUCGUCGUCCUCUCCGACGUCCACAACAAGGGCGUCGCCGUCAAGAACCUAGUUAACGUCUUCCGCCGCCUGCACCGCAUCUUCGCGCACGCCUGGUUCCAGCACCGCGCCGUCUUCUGGACCAUCGAGGGCCAGACCGGGCUGUACGUCUUCUUCAAGACCGUCUGCGACAUGUACGACCUCCUCCCCGCCGAGAACUACAAGCUCCCACCCGAGGCCGAGGGACUGGAGACGGCGACGGCGGUGCCUGACGCCAACGGCGGCGAUAAGAAGCAGCUUCCCAUGUCCAUUGUGAAGCCUACCCACCGCGAGAGCCUCGCUCAAGGCGAGGACGACAACUUCCAGCCUGUUGGCCGUACUGCUACGAGACGGCACGUCAGGGCAAGCCCGUCUGUUGGAAGUGCUGUAACGACGGUGGUGGAGGCUGACGAAGAAGACAAUGUCGUAACGAAUAAAUUGCGGGAGAUGAGAAUCUCUGCCCCUGAGACCCUUGAGGAGGAGCCCGAAGUGGCGGACGUACCGGUGAUUGUCGAAAAGGAAAUCACGGAGGAUGCAUCUCCCACGGAAGAAAAGGAGCCCGCGGCGGCUGAGCCUCAAGUAGUUGAAGCCGACCACCCUGACACAGAAUCCGACGCGGAUACCACGAUAGUUCUGAACGACGAUGAGCCCAGCAUCGCCUCCAUAGAAGAUGAGGCGGAUGAGACCCUGGUGUCAUUCGAGUCUGAGGAUAAACCCACUUCGGGGAGGGAAGGAGCAGAGGGGGCCGACAAGACUGACGACGCAGAAGACAAGACAGCAGGCGACAUCCCAGCUUCGGCUGAAGCAGAGCUUGACGAGAACGCAGACGUCAGCACUCAUGAUUUUGCUCAGGAAUCAUCCGCCAAAGCAGUUCAGGCUACAACAGACGCUGCAGACACCGACAGCAAGGCCCAAGAACCCGAUAAAGAGGAAGGGGAGCCCAAACAUGUUGCAAAGGAGGAAGAGGAUAACAAGGAUACAUGA